This is a messenger RNA of Exophiala bonariae, 1167 nucleotides long. RefSeq lists its product as uncharacterized. Gene Ontology annotation, molecular function: structural constituent of ribosome. The record is from RefSeq and is a predicted model, not a curated record. NCBI's taxonomy places the organism in Eukaryota, Fungi, Ascomycota, Eurotiomycetes, Chaetothyriales, Herpotrichiellaceae. Gene Ontology annotation, cellular component: mitochondrial large ribosomal subunit. The transcript has 3 exons. Bases 1 to 1167 code for a protein of 388 amino acids.
AUGGCUCCUCGUUCAAGAGGCGCCCAGCGCAUAGCCGAAGCAUUAAUAUCACAAUCAUCCUCCAGAGUCCCAACGUUACACGUCUGCCGCUCAUGCCGUGUGGCUCUUUCUCUCCCUUUCUCACAGUCUCUCCGCUUGGCUUCAACCGCAGCCGCACGAGCGACCCAUGACACACCACCAAUCACACAGCUCUCCCCGUCAGGUCCUGAAGCAUCACCCGCGCCACAACCUCUCUUCACCAUCAAGGCAGGUAUUGUAGUUAGCCGGCCUCCUCUAAUCACACCCGAUCCUCACCCUUUCGAGACCGCAUAUCAUUUGUACCAACGUCGACUGAACGAACGACUCGCCUUGCCUUUUAGCCAGUAUUUCUAUUACAAAAAGAACACUCCAGCCGUGGAACAAUGGCGAGCGAAUCGUCGCGCACGCGGUGGUGCAGCGGCGAGAGACAUCGGCAACUAUAAUGCAUAUACUCCCGAGGCUUGGAACGAUGAAAUCCUGGUCGGUGAUGACACCGCACAGCCAGCUAAGAUUGUCGAGCAAUUGAUUGCUGAGGAAGGCCGCUCCGAAGAAUUUACCGGCUCCGGAGAUCCACGAUACGCUGGGCUUAAGCGGAGAACGGAAGCGGAUGAGAAGAAUGAUCAGAAGAGCCUCGAGAGAAGUCUGACACGGACGCUGUAUCUGCUGGUGAAGACUACAGGUGAUGGUGGGUCUUGGAAAUUUCCUGCCGGUACUCUGGCAGAGACGGAGGGUUUAAAAGAGGCUGCCCAGCGCGUUCUUUUCGCAUCUUGCGGCGUCAAUAUGAACACUUUCUUCGUUGGGAAUCAUCCUGUCGGUCAUUAUGUACACCAAUUCGCCAAACCGCAGACGCCCGAACCUGCUGCAUCCACACAAUCAAAGGCUCAGGACUCCAAAGCAACCACCGAAACAUCAAAAACAACGUCAAAGACCCCGUCUAAGCAAGGCCUCGCAGCAGCUCAGGAUACCACGCUUGUUGACGGGGAGAAAACGUUUUUCAUGAAAGCUAGAAUACUGGCUGGUCAGGCAGAUCUUAGCAUUGCGCAGAACAAGACUAUUGAAGACUUCAAAUGGGUCAGCAAGGAGGAGCUGGAGACACUGGUAGCUCCUGAGUAUUGGCUGAAGAUCAAGAAUAUGCUUGUUGCUCAGUAA